AUGGUUCAAGAUAUCUUAGAAACAUUUCAACAUUUGCAAAAACAUCAGCAGCACAUUCCAUUCUACGACAUAAUCACGCAACAACAACAACAACAACAUCGUCAUUUCUACCGACACCAACAGACAUCCACAACAACAAUGUCAACUACAACAACAACGACAUCACCAAAAAUAAACAACCUUGACGAAGACCAGAAGGAGUUAUACAUCGCCAUUGCAAACCACUGCUACACUUACAUACUACCCGUAAUUUUGACCUUAGGUUUUGUGGGUAACCUUAUGAAUCUACUGAUUCUAACUGGCAAAAGGAUUCAGCACUCCCUUAGACAGUCAGAAAAAUCAGCCAACUCAGGCCUUAUAGCCCUAGCUGUGUCAGAUUUGGCUUUCUGCACGUCUGCUUUCCCAUUCGCAUUUACCUCCACUGAUAUGAUAUUUCCAGGCCUGCCAGGAUUUAAAGCCUACUACACCGCCUACUCGCCAGCGGUCAUCAGCGUAUUCAUACUGACCAGCACCUGGGUGACCGUGAUGAUGUCCACGGAGAGGUACCUUGCCAUAUGCCACCCCCUUGCCAGCCGUCAGAUACUCACACUCAGUCGAACCAGGACCGUCAUCGUUCUUAUAUAUAUGCUCUCUGCUUUAUUCAAUGCACCGACGCUCUGGCGAUAUGAAAUUGAAAUAAGAUGCGGUAACUAUAGCAUAACUGAUUGUGACGGUGUUACAAGUAUCGGCGGAAGUAGAUGCUUGGGUGAGAGAUGUGUUGAUGUGUUCGGUGAUAAAUGCGGUUUUGUUGCUGCUGAUCAUUUGAUUCGAAAUGAAAAACCCGACGCUGAUGACAACCGUAUUAGUUUGACGCAAGCAUUUUUGUGUGGCCAUCAAGGAGAGCAUUUAGUGCAUCAUAAACAUCUUCACUUUCUGAAAACCGAUCCCAUUCGCACAAAUGAUACAUCGCCGAAUCAGACGGAGCAAAAGUUAGACAAUGUAACCGCUACAGAACCAUUCGUUCCGAUGAUGAGCUCAGCCUCUGCUAACUCAACCGAAUAUGAUAUUACGACUCGAGUCAAGUUUCGGAACAAAUUGGACGAUACGUUGGAACAAUCAUACCGAAUUCUUUGGGUCAUUUUUGGCAACUUUCUGCCUUUCUUCAUGUUGUUUUUCACAAACCUGGCACUGGCAAGAGAGAUUCACCUGUCCUACGCACUACGUCGACUCAUGAAUCGCUCAGUCAACAACGUCACCACAAACAGCGAUUCAGAAGCUAGCCAGCGAAUAACUAUAACCCUCCUCUGCAUUGUUCUGAUGUUCUUUGUGCUGGUAGCUCCGUCGGAGUUAUUAAAACACUUAGCAUCGACAUCCGUUACCAACACCGAGUCGAACCACACGUACAUCCUGAUUGAAGUUGUGACGAACAUCAUGCAGUCGACAAAUUUUUCCUCAAACUUCAUCCUCUACUGCAUCGUCAACCCAUCUUUCCGCAAGACCAUGUGUGAGAUGUGUCGCAUGAAGCAUGCCUCGCCAAACGCCAGUGUUAACUACGCCAAUCAGAACUGUUACAUCAACAACUCUACGGUCUAUUACCACAACCAUAACAACAACAACAACAUUGCUCUCAACAACAACAACAACAACAGUAGUUGUAGUAAUGUCAACAACAACAACAACAUUAGAAACAAUUUGACAGUCAGGCCAGAACCAUACAGUUGGAGCAAAGGUUUAAACUAA
Molecule: messenger RNA, 1719 nt
Organism: Helobdella robusta
Lineage: Eukaryota; Metazoa; Annelida; Clitellata; Rhynchobdellida; Glossiphoniidae
Exons: 3
Coding region: 1-1719 (572 amino acids)
Biological process (GO): G protein-coupled receptor signaling pathway
Cellular component (GO): membrane
Molecular function (GO): G protein-coupled receptor activity
Source: RefSeq, a predicted model, not a curated record